Tinamus guttatus (white-throated tinamou) is the source of this 3030-nucleotide messenger RNA. The record is from RefSeq and is a predicted model, not a curated record. NCBI's taxonomy places the organism in Eukaryota, Metazoa, Chordata, Aves, Tinamiformes, Tinamidae.
AUGGCGGAGCUGCCGGAGCUGCCCGCCGCCCCGGCUCGCUGCAGUGGCAGGUUCACUAUCAGCACCCUCAUGGGCGCCGAGGAGGGUAGCCGAGCGCACUACGGGGGUGCUGAGGCCACUGCACUGGACAGUGCCCAGCCCACGCAGCUCUCGGGCAGCCCACUCUGCACCAGGACCUUCGGCUACAACACAGUGGAUGUGGUGCCUGCAUAUGAGCACUACGCCGAGAGCGGGGUGGCGGGCGGCGCGCAGGGCCGGCCCUCACUGGCUGACCUGCACUCCAUCCUGAAGACCGACACUGGCCACCGCCCCCAGGCCGCGGACGAGCCUCAGCGGAGCAACGGCCUGACGGACAGUGUGCCCGAGGAGGGGGCACCCGAGGGCCCCAAGGCAUCGCCGCCAGAGCCCGUCCGCUUUGGGUGGGUCAAGGGUGUGAUGAUUCGCUGUAUGCUGAACAUCUGGGGAGUGAUUCUCUACCUGCGCUUGCCCUGGAUCACGGCCCAGGCAGGAAUCGCGCUCACGUGGCUGAUCAUCCUGAUGUCCGUGACAGUGACCACCAUCACCGGCUUGUCCAUCUCUGCCAUAUCCACCAACGGCAAAGUGAAAUCAGGGGGCACCUACUUCCUUAUCUCAAGAAGCCUCGGACCAGAGCUGGGAGGUUCUAUUGGUCUGAUUUUUGCCUUUGCAAACGCGGUAGCGGUGGCCAUGCACACGGUGGGCUUUGCAGAGACGGUCCGUGAUCUGCUGCAGGAAUAUAACUCUCUCAUCGUAGACCCCACCAAUGACAUCCGCAUCAUCGGGGUCAUCACGGUCACCGUGCUGCUCGGCAUUUCGUUGGCGGGGAUGGAGUGGGAGGCCAAGGCUCAGGUCUUGUUCUUCCUGGUCAUCUUGGUUUCCUUCAUAAACUACCUAGUGGGGACGGUGAUCCCAGCCACGGCAGAGAAGCAAGCAAAGGGUUUCUUCAGCUACAGAGCUGACAUUUUUGCCCAGAACUUUGUGCCCAACUGGCGUGGACCUGACGGCACCUUCUUCGGUUUGUUUUCUAUUUUCUUUCCAUCAGCAACUGGCAUCUUGGCGGGAGCCAACAUUUCAGGUGAUUUAAAGGAUCCCGCUGUGGCCAUUCCCAAAGGCACCCUGAUGGCUAUAUUCUGGACCACGGUGUCCUACCUGGUGAUUUCUGCUACGAUUGGCGCCUGCGUGGUCCGCGACGCCUCCGGCCUCAACGACACCACGGGCGCCGGCUCGCUGGGCUGCGAGGGGCUGGCGUGCGGCCUCGGGUGGAACUUCACCGAGUGCGCCCAGAAGCAGAGCUGCCGCUACGGACUCAGCAACUACUACCAGAGCAUGAGCAUGGUGUCCGGGUUCGGCCCCCUCAUCACAGCUGGGAUCUUUGGUGCUACCCUGUCCUCGGCACUGGCCUGCCUUGUCUCAGCCCCAAAAGUCUUUCAGUGCCUCUGCAAGGACCAACUCUACCCUCUCAUCGGCUUCUUUGGGAAGGGCUAUGGAAAGAACAGCGAGCCCAUCCGCGGGUACAUCCUCACCUACGCCAUUGCCGUGGGCUUCAUCCUGAUCGCUGAACUCAACUCCAUUGCCCCCAUCAUCUCCAACUUCUUCCUGUGCUCCUAUGCGCUCAUCAACUUCAGCUGCUUCCACGCCUCCAUCACCAACUCGCCAGGGGCUGCACGGCACCAACAGGACACCCAGGUCCUGGUGUGCCGGCUCCUCAUCUCUGGGGCCAAAGGAGAGACGGGCAGCGGGCGCCAUCUGUUCUUGUGCUCAGGAUGGAGGCAGUUCGGCAUUGUCAUCUUCCUCCUGGGAUAUGUGCUCUACAAAAAGCCAGAUGUGAACUGGGGCUCGUCCGUGCAAGCAAGCUCCUACAACCUGGCCCUGAACUACUCUGUGGGACUCAGUGAAGUGGACGAGCACGUCAAGAACUACAGACCUCAAUGCCUGGUUUUAACUGGCCCUCCCAAUUUCCGUCCAGCUCUGGUGGAUUUUGUGGGCACUUUCACCAAGAAUCUCAGCUUGAUGAUCUGCGGGAACGUGUUGAUAGGAUCACGGAAACAGAAGAUGCCAGAAUCCAGCCUGACAUCUGAAGGCCAUACAAAGUGGCUCAUCAAGAGGAAGAUCAAGGCUUUCUAUACAGAUGUGGUAGCUGAGGACUUGAGAAGUGGAGUCCAAAUACUUCUACAGGCUUCAGGUCUUGGGAAGAUGAGACCCAACAUCCUAGCCCUGGGGUACAAAAGGAACUGGCAGACAGCGCACCCACAGACCAUGGAGGAUUACGUAGGAAUCCUGCAUGAUGCCUUUGAUUUCAAGUACGGUGUGUGCUUAAUGAGGACAAAGGAAGGGCUGGACAUCUCUAGAAUGAUGCAGGCUCACAUGGACUCCAGUGCCUUUGUAGCUGGACAACAGGCAAGCACCAUCUUCCAGACUGGGCAGGGCAAAAAGACCAUUGACAUUUACUGGCUCUUUGACGACGGAGGGCUCACGCUCCUCAUUCCCUAUCUUCUUGGGCGCAAGAAGCGGUGGGGAAAGUGCAAAAUACGGGUGUUUGUCGGCGGGCAGAUCAACAGGAUGGAUGAAGAGAGGAAGGCGAUUGUGUCGCUGCUGAGCAAGUUCCGCCUGGGCUUUCACGAGGUCCACAUCCUGCCAGACAUCAACCAGAACCCCCGGCCUGAGCACAUCAGGAGGUUUGACGACCUGAUUGCUCCCUUCAGGCUGAAUGAUGGGUUUAAAGAUGAGGCGGUGGUGAACGAAAUGCGGCAUGACUGUCCCUGGAAGAUUUCUGAUGAGGAGGUCAAUAAAAACAGAGCCAAGUCCCUUCGGCAAGUGAGGCUGAACGAGAUCUUGCUGGAUUACUCACGGGAUGCAGCGCUGAUUGCAAUCACGCUGCCCAUCGGCCGCAAGGGUCGCUGCCCCAGCUCCCUCUAUAUGGCCUGGCUAGAGACCCUCUCACAAGACUUGCAGCCUCCAGUCAUCCUCACCAGAGGAAACCAAGAAAAUGUUCUGACCUUUUACUGCCAAUAA